Messenger RNA from Triticum turgidum subsp. durum (durum wheat), 1485 nucleotides. The record is from the annotation of a GenBank genome assembly. NCBI's taxonomy places the organism in Eukaryota, Viridiplantae, Streptophyta, Magnoliopsida, Poales, Poaceae.
AUGGCGUCGUCCUGCAUCCCGACGGGCAUCCGGCUGCCGGACCUGGACAUGGUCAAGGCGGCGGCGGUCGGGGCGUCGUCGGCGCCGGGCGCGGGGGCGGCGCCGCUGCGGCCGGCGCACUCCUCGGCGUCCUCGGCGCUCUCCGACGCCUCCAACUCCUCCUCGGCCUCCUCGCUCUCGCUCAAGCGGGCGCGCACGCCGCGGAAGCGCCCCAACCAGACCUACAACGAGGCGGCCGCGCUGCUCGCCUCCAUGUACCCCUCCGUCUUCCCCGCCGGGGACAGGGCGCCGCCGUCGCCGAGGCUCCUCGGCCUCGCCUCCGCGCUCGCCGACGACCCCUCCCGCGCGGACCUGCUCCCGCCCUUCCCCGUCCUCGGCAACGCCGCCUGCCUCCUCCGCGACGCCGCCGCGCCGCCGACCACGCCGCGGAGCCCCGUCCUCGCCAGGGCCUGCCCGUCGCCGGCGGCCGUCAGCAGCGCCUUCACCGAGUUCCGCGACUCCGCGCCGUCCCCCGGGACCCCUGACGGCGCCGCCGGCGCGGACGGGCCCGGGGAGCUCGACUAUGAGGAUGAUGACGACAGCUUUGACGCAGACUCUUUCCUCCUCGGCGGCCUCGACGAGGGCGCCGCCGCCGAGGGGAUCGAUGGCAUCAUGGGCAAACUCAGUAUGGAAAGCGGCAGCGAUGCCUCUUCCAUUAACCGUGUCCUCUCCAGCUCCGGCAUAGACCCCUACAUCAGAAACCUCAUGGUGCUCGGACUCGGGUUCCGGCGCUCCCGGUCCAACAUCAAGCAGGCGCUCAAGCGGCAUGACGAUGACAGCGAAUGGUGGAUGUGCCCUGCCAUUCCAUUGAAGGACAUUAUGCCGGCGCCUCCCCCAUCGAUGGAACCACCGCCGCCGGUGGAGAAGAAGAAGAAGAAGACUAAGAAGAAGGCGUUGAAGGACAUUGCCGCUGGGCCGUGCAUUACAUGUGUUAAGGAGGAAAUUCCUGACCCUGCUUAUGGGGAUGAUGGAAUUUUUGGACCGAAGGCGCCCAAGACAGGAUUGGGCCUGAGCCUCAACACUGAGGAGGUGCUGAAGGCGUGGUAUGACAGAGGCUCCGUGUUCGCUGACGGCAACAUACCUGAUGCAUCAUCCACUGAUGGGCUGGCUAAACUUUCAGACAUUGAACUGUUUCUAGAGAAUGGUGCUGCUGGUGCUAUCAGGGAAGGCAGCAUACAGAAAUUGAAGCACAAGCAGAAGCAGUGCACUCCCCUCCUCUCAAAUAAGACUCGGUACCAAGCACGGAAGGUGCACGCCGAGUCUCGUCCUCGGGUCAAGGCAGUUUGUCAGCCAGGCGGCUCUUCUGCAGAAAGCCGCGGAGAAAGAGACCUAGGGGAGGACGUUCUUGCUCCCAUGAACAUUCUGUCUUGGGAUUUCAUUUCAUUCCCCCUAGAAGUGAAGCAGAUGAGGGCUUCUUUUCUUUUCUGCACUUAUGUGAUCAUGUAG